AUGGAGAUCGAUUUGGGAGAGAGUACGGCGCGUGGUGGAGUAGUUGUCGCGAGGCAGAAAAAAAAAGCCCAAGAAAAAGGGAACCAAAGAAGAAAAGUGGGUGGUUGAGGGGAAUUGCAACCGAUGGGGGACAGAACAACACCGGGGAGGGAUGGACACUGGAUUGGAUCCACCAAGAGAGAGAUAUGGGGGAAGAGAGAGAGAGAGAGAGGAAGAGAAAGAGUAUUUGAAUCGUGAAGAAAAAGACGAGAUGGAAAAGUCAAGACGAGAGAGAGAGAGAGAGAGAGAGAGAGAACCUCAGGCCAAGAUGAGGUCUGUCACGGGCGCACGCGCUGAUUGGCGGGUGGGAUGAGUCAGCUGCACGUGUCUGACUCAUUAUGUUCACAACUACUGCAUA
Messenger RNA from Aspergillus campestris IBT 28561, 397 nucleotides. RefSeq lists its product as uncharacterized. The coding region runs from base 152 to 352 and encodes 66 amino acids. The transcript has a single exon. Lineage: Eukaryota; Fungi; Ascomycota; Eurotiomycetes; Eurotiales; Aspergillaceae. The record is from RefSeq and is a predicted model, not a curated record.